Molecule: messenger RNA, 801 nt
Organism: Aspergillus mulundensis
Lineage: Eukaryota; Fungi; Ascomycota; Eurotiomycetes; Eurotiales; Aspergillaceae
Exons: 2
Coding region: 1-801 (266 amino acids)
Biological process (GO): lipid metabolic process
Molecular function (GO): oxidoreductase activity, acting on the CH-CH group of donors
Source: RefSeq, a predicted model, not a curated record
AUGUCUGAAAAGCCCCUCCACGACAACGUCUCCCGCCACAAAACCCCCUCCGCGCCCGGCCGCGCCGUCUUCGUCGGCCUCCGAGCCCUAGACGUCUUAUGGCAGUACCGCCUGCUAACACGAGGCUGGGCAAGCCAAUGCAUCGAACGGCUCGGAGGCCACUCCAUCCCGAUAACCCAGAUCCUCAGCAGCGCCACCAGCACAAGCCUGACGCCGUACUACACCCUCGUGACGCUCCUCUCGCUGGGCAGCAGCAUCAAGCAGAUCGGCACGAUGCUCUUUAUCUCGGAGCAGGAGACGCCGGUUCCAUCGGCUAUUGCCGUCGCGGGGUUCAACACGAUCUUUAACUCGGCGAAUACGCUUCUUUCUGUGUGGAGUUUGACUUCCCAGGUUCCUGCGGAAACGGAGGUCCCGCUGUCGCCGGGGGAAUUUGUUCUCCUGAACCCGCUCCUCUCACUGGGUGUCGGCGCGUAUAUCCUGGGUAUCCUAACAGAGACAGUUUCCGAGGUUCAGCGCACGCUAUUCAAGAAGGAUCCCGCGAAUAAAGGGAAGCCCUACGGCGGCGGGCUGUUCUCGCUUGCAACAAACAUUAACUACGGCGGGUAUACCAUCUGGCGCGCAGGGUACGCGCUGAUCUGCGGUGGUGCUGCGCCGGCUGUCGUGACGUUCUCGUUCUUCUUCUGGGAUUUUGCGACCAGGGGCGUUCCGGUUUUGGAUGGGUAUUUGGAGGAUAGGUACGGCCAGGCAUAUAAGAACAUUAAGGAGCGCGUGAAGUAUCGGCUGAUUCCGGGGGUCUAUUGA